ACUACAGCCUACUCUUUUAUGUCAAUUUCUGUCAAGGGUUCUUUUAUGUGCACGCCAAAGUGUACAUGGUACCUCGGUUUUUCGUUCCAUUUGAACGACUAGACAGCUGUCCUUGUCAAACCAUCCGUCCUGCACCACUGACAAUGGGAAACCAUUCCGGAAAAUCAGAUGAACCAGCGACCUAUAGACUAGUGAGUCAACGUCUUACUCUCUUAGCCACCCUGGUUCCCCUGGAAAGUAAGAUACUACAACCCAUUUCAUUUCAUUAUUCCGAAAAGAUAUAAAAUUGAGAAGGAAAUAAGAAAAGAAAAGACUUGUUAUAUAAAUAGUAUCAUGUGGAGAACCCUAAAGAUAGUACUUAGUCUUAUUUAAGGUGUGGACUGGCCAUACCUCACCCAGAAACAAACUCAAGUUUGAAAAAACUUCAAUAUUGACACGGAAAACAGCGUUAUUUACUUGUUGUCUUCACGACCACCAGUUAACGCUGGUUGGAGUCUCGUGUUUAUUUGUAUUACUUUGUUUUUAUUUGUUUUUGUUAGAAAGUUUGGUGGGUGUGGUGUUCGGGUGGUUCAUAUCAGUAAACGUAUUCUUCAUUUGCACCUGAUGUUAAACGUUGAGGAGGUCGCAAGACACUGUCAUUCCUCUCUUCGGACGUUUCAAGAUUUGUUCAGACUUCUUUUUGGGGAUUAAUUUUCGCCUUUGUUUGGAUGCCAUGUUCAAAAACUAACAGAAGGAUGUGCACAACGUGCUGGAUUUCUAACGUUUGUGUGGCAGAAACUUCAGCAGACGUGAUAUAUAAAAAUUAGGCGUGGUAGACCUACUAGUUACCAUGACAACUCAAGGUCAGUGCAAGCACGAUUUGUCAGUGAUGACAGAUGACAGCUUGCUUGAUGCCAGACGGCGAGAGCUACACACAGACAUGCACUCUGAUUCCUCGGGUCUAUAUAGUAACCAGAGCAGUCCUCGUUCUCUGUCACCUAACAUGGGUGACGGUGUAUAUGGAUGUGAGUUAUCUCCCAUGUCGGAUGUCGUUUCCCCUAUGAACAAACAAUGUAAUGAGUCAAAAGUUCCGCUUAUAAAACUUAGUUCGAUAAAGUCAGCUUUUGCUAAACGAAGUCCGAGUAAUGGAGUGGGAACUGUGGGGGAAAUGUUCGCUAUGAAGAAACGUCUGAAAUUGGAGGCUACAGGUACAGAUUAUCCAGACACAGAUAUUGUGAAACAGGAGGAGAUAGAAAGCAACGAUAGUUACAACCAAAACAGUGUGUCGGGAACAAUACACCAGUUGUUAGAAUCAGGAAGAACGAGAACCCCAGUAAAAUCUGAGACGAACUCAUCGUCGGACUCAGAGGAAGGAUUGGAUUCGACACCUUCCGUUUCACCACAUUCGAAAUCACCAAAGCCUGUACAAACAGAACCAGUUGAUUUAUCUAUGAAUAAAAGAAUUGGAUUUAUUACCUCCCCUGAACAUGAAACACAAGAAGGAUUGGACCUUCGAGUUGCCAAAAAAGAAGAAGAAGUUGGUGGUAGUAAAAGAAAUGUUGGUCUUUUGUCUUUACGUAGAAUAAAAGAAGCUUCUGAGCAGUUUAGUCGAUUAGAUAAUGGAACAAAAAACCCUUUUAUUAUACCACCAAUCGCAAAAAUUGACCCUUAUCUUGAGAACCAGAAGAAAAGACGAGUACAUCGAUGUGAUUUCGAUGGAUGUAACAAGGUCUACACAAAAAGUUCACAUUUAAAAGCACAUCGUCGAACGCAUACUGGUGAAAAGCCAUAUGUAUGUACAUGGGAAGGAUGUACAUGGAGAUUUGCUCGUUCAGAUGAAUUAACGAGACAUUAUCGAAAACAUACUGGUGAUAAACCAUUUAAAUGUCAGGUGUGUGAUAGAGCGUUCUCGCGCUCUGAUCAUCUAUCACUACACAUGAAGCGACACUGAAGACGUGAAGUAGCCCAAUUGUGGUGUCUUUGUGGAAAUUCCUCAUACAUCUGAUGUAUGUGCAGAUCAUGUGUGCAUUUUUCACGUUUCCUCUAGGAAAUUUCGCCGUGUCAAAUGGUUGACCUUGAUUUGUGGUGGCCUUGAGCUGUUUGUUAUGGUAACAGUUGCCAGGCAGCACUUGGUUGUUGUGAAUCAGCAGACUUUCUAUUUGUUAUCAGUCUGUGUUUUGUUGUCUGUUCAAAAGAAACAUCAUACAGGGACAUAACUCUCGUGGUAUAUAUUUAACCAAUGAUAUCGUUUGUAAGAAGCCUGUGUGAACCAUCAUCAUAUGAGUUGUAAGCUGUAUUUUGAUUGACUGAUUACAGUAUGGAUGUUCUUUAUAUAAAUUGAUUGACAAUUGGAUAUGAAUGGAGUGAUCUUGAUCCCUGGAAAAUAUCAUGAAGUGCUGAAAUUGAUUUAUGCUGCUGAUUUAAGGCUGAGGACUUCCAUCUUGUUUCCUAGGCAACGAAUAGUGUUGCAGAGUUAGUGCUGCCCUCUAUAAGUAAAGAGGAGUAACUCUGUUUACCCAGAUUAUUUCUGAGUUGUACCUUUGUUAUGAUUAUACAAUAUUGUUGUAAAUAUUCGAAUAUCCAAUAUACAUGUACUACAUUAUUAUUUUUAUUUUACUCGUCAAGUCAGUUUUACUUAACAUCAUUACCAUAGAAACCAAACAACCAAAGAAAAAUACUUAAUUUCAUAAAAACUUGAAAUAAAUUACAUCUUUUGGGAGUAUUUUUUUUGUUUUUUAACAAAACCAUAUCAUAACCAUUUCUACAUUAUGUGUGAUUUUUACAAUGCUCAAACAAUCAUUAUUACGAAUACAGAAUACUUAAUUCAAUCUGAUUUGUGUUAAAUUAAACUUUUGAUUUUGUGUUUUCAAAACAAAAAAUGUUGGCCUAAUUUCAUUUUGGUUCAAUUAAUUAGUAGACCACAAUUUUGACAAUUAAUAACCUGACCUUUGACCUAUACAGGUCGAAUGUCAUUAAUUGUAAGUAUACUGACACAAGAGAUGUACAUGUCUAUGUUUAAAAUAUAGUUUUAAUAUUUUGUAAAGAUAAACAACCCAACCAAUUUAAAGAUUUUAAUCAAUUUGCCAUUGAAUUAAUCCUAGUCAUUUAAUAUGAAUCAUGUAAGUUUGUGAAACUAUUGAUUGAUUACUGUUUUGUUUUGUUAAAUUUAUAUUAUUAUAUAAUUAUAUCAAUUAACUAAUAUUAUUACUUUGUUUAACAAACUAAGUUGGGUUUUUUUGUAGAGAUUUUUUUAUAUAUCGUAUUUUAGAAACCAUACAAGAUAGUACAUAAACACUUCCACUAGUGUUGACUGCUGAACGAAUAAUUUACAUGUUGGCAUUUUUGUAAUUCAAGUAUUUUAUUAUUGAAACUGCUGCUAAAUAUUUUGAUAAUUUCAUUUACUGAUGACUUAAUGAUGAUUUUUCUUUACUGAUGACUUAAUGAUGAUUUUUCUUUACUGAUGACUUAAUGAUGAUUUUUCUUUACUGAAGAUUUUCAUUUACUGAUUGCUGAUGAUUUUCAUUUACUCUUGAUUUUCAUUUACUGAUUACUGAUGAUUUUCAUUUGUUUUUCAAUUACUGUUGCUACAGUUUAUAAAAAUAUAAGGAAUCAUCUUUUAGAAUGAAACUCUGCAAAUCCUUUUCCAUACGAAAAUAUGAAUUUCUCCCAGUGUGAUUUAGUUGUUAUUCACUUUUGUUUUUUCAUGAUCAAGGAUUUGUUAGAAAUUAUUUCCAGGCAUUGAUUCCCAUGUUGAGAAUAGAUAUUAAGUUUACCAAACUUAUUGAUGAACUUAGAGAGGUAACUCUAAUUAUUUGACAAGGGCUUGGAUUUCUCUAUCAAACAUUACCGAAUUUAGGUUUGAGCGGAAAUUUUAUUUGCCUGAACAAAUUUAUAUAGAUAUAAUAACCAUUGAUACAAAUGUAGUGAUAGUUGGUUAGAAUUACCCUUUUGUUUGUCUUUCAUCCAUUGUAAAAUACCAAUGUUCUUAUUGUACAAAAUAAUUAUUAAUAUUAACCAAUCAUCUUACUGUAAAUUAUUUACUGCUCAUAUUUGUGUAAUACUCAGAGAAUGAUGAUGUAACCAUAUUAUGUGUAUUUAUAUUUGUUGUGUACCCUAACUACACAAAAUAAGCUGAUAUGUUAUUGAUUUUGCUAUUUGUUAAACAAAAAAAAGGAGAAUUGGAAAAAUAGAUUUAAUUUUGUAAACGGCAAAUACACAACAAAAUUUGUUAGCUGUGGUAUUCGAUGGUGUAGAAAGUAUAAGCAUACCUUGCAUCAAACAUAGCACCCAUCAAUACAAUUCUGAAUACAGAUUCUUGUAAAAAAUUCUAUAGCUGUAUAUUGAAAAUUCUAAAUCUGUAUACCUUCAAGAAUUCUAAAGCUUUGUAUUCAAGAAGUCUAAAACUAUACAAUUACAAAAGUUACUUGUUGUUUUCAUUAGUAAAUAUAUUUUUCCUAAUAUUCUCCAAUAUAUAUGUUUAUUAUUAAGUUUUGUUGAUUUAGAUUUUUUGUGAUCUUCCAGAGAUAUGCGUCUUCCAGCGCUGUAAGUUUCAAGCGUAAAUGUCGGAUUUGAACUUGGGCUUAUUCUAUAUCAAACACCUGAAAAUUAAUUGAUGGUUUUAUUGUGUGAACCAUAAUUUUGUAUGAGUGUUUUUGGGUGAAAAAAUUUCUGAGUACAUCUGGAAUUGUUAGCUAAUGUAUUGAAUCUUCACAAUUCAUUGAAAAAUGGAAUCAGAUGUUCUAGAAAGAAUAAACAUACCCUGUCUCAUGCACUACAUCUGUUAUAGCCAAAUAAACCAUGGGGCCAGGUCAACCUUUUUUGUUCCAUAUUUAAAAUGUUUAGUAACUGAUUUACAUUCUGUAACAAUUUAAAUGGUCAAUGUUAGAUAUUUUACUUAAUGAAAUGAUUUUUAUAUCGGUUAUAAAGAGUUUGACAAGAACAAGGUAGAUGCAUGUACGUAGAAAAUCGCACAAUGGAGUCUCCCGUUUUAAUCCUUUAGCAUCUAAUCUAGACAUAGAACUAGCUGAAAACUACUAUUCAUUUAUCACCUCAAACCAUCCGAGUCAUGUGACUAGUAAUGAAAUAUUUAAGGAUCGUAAUAGUGUGGGUGGUGUGAAAAGUGUUUUUUAAAUCGAGUGCCAUAAAGCUUACUUUUCUCAAAGUAACAUGUACCCAGGGCUAAGGGUUAAUUCUGUUUAUAUCAAUUAAUUUAAAUGUAGACCAAAAUUUACAUAUAUAAAGAAUAAUAUGAUUAGUCAUUACCAGUUGAAGAAGAAAAUGGCUUAGAUAGAUGUUCCUCCCAGUUUCUCAAUACUUAAUUAAUUGUCUUUCAUCUUUUUGAAUUUUUAAAAAAAAUUUAAAUACUAAAUAAUGGAAUAAAUUGAAUGGCUUUGUUAGGUUUCUAAUCGCCAACCUAAUUACCCCAUUAUGUAAGUUUUUCUCAUAAGAAUCUUUUUAAAGUCAUACAAACUAAUGUAAGAACUAAAUGGGUGUGUCAGUGCUAAUAAGUUUCAUUCAUAGAUAAAGAGAUAGCAUCUGAAUGUGCAGACAAGAUUAGGCAACUAAUUAACAAUAAGGUCAGCAUAGGGUAUGUCUAUAUGUUAUUGGAAUCGUUGCGUCUGCUGCAUAGAACAAUCGUAAUCACCAUUUGUUUAAGGCAGACCAACAGGUUGAUUGUAUAGAAAUGGACGAAACUCUACAAUUUGCAGGUAUACUUGUUGAACUAGUCUACUUUGAACGAGUUCAACAAGGCGUAUUUACCUGUUUUAUUGAGAUGUGUAAAUUUGUUGGGGUAUUUACGUUUGUGGGUGUGUGUUUGUCCUUUCUCCCUACUGUCCUUAAAUGACUCGGGACGCACCCAAACCACACGUUGUAAUCAAACUUCAAGUCAUGUGAUCCAUCGCCGUGUAGCACCGCUAAGCAGACAUGUGCGAUGAUUUGUUAGCCUAGAGAUUGAAACGUAAACGCCAAGAUAGAGUAUAAAGAAGUUAACAUGGACAUAGAGUCAACAGACAGUCACUGAGAGAAAGCAGCUCCACGUGCCUGUCUGGUUAAUUGAGAGUUUAUUUACACCAAUCGGUGAAGGAGAUUUAAAGGAGACACUAUGUAUAUAUGAGGCGUUAAUUCUUCAGCUUCUGGCCGGCAAUCGGUAGUUGAAGUAGAAAGAGUACCUGAAGAUCAAUAUUGACAUGAACCACGCCCUGAUUGUUCAACCUCGGCACAGGUGAGAGGCUUUAAUUGGUAAAAUACCUCAAAUGGAUAAUCUACCCAGAUUUAGUCAAAAGAAAAUCUCUUUGAAAUCUUUCCUAAAUGAUGAUGAUAAGUUAAUAUUUACAAAAUAUGAAAAGAAAUUUAAAAAUUGAUGUAGACAAGACUUACCUAUUUUCACUCCUCCCUCAGUUUUUAUACUAGACUCCACUGACCUGUACUUGUGACUUCAAAUAAUUGCAAAAAAUAUUAAUAGAAUUUUAUUCAUUUUAUGUCAACAUUAAAGAUUUUUUUUAUAUUUUAAACAUUAGAGUUUAUGUCGACAUUGAUGAUUUUUUUAUUUGAAUAAAUAUUAACAGGGAUGGGUCUCCGGAUUAAAUUUUGUACGACAUUUAAUCAAAUAUUUGAUGUAUUAAUUAAAACGACUUGCCUUUUAUUUAUUAAUUUUAGAUUAUGCUUUUUUUAUAUCUAGCAACUGUUUGAAUGGGAUCCAAGUAUGUGGAGCUAAUGCUAACAAAAUAUCCUGCGCAAAAAAUGAAAUGUUGUGAAAAACCUUUAAUAGGGAAGCGAAAUGAAAUGGUGUUUAAUGUCCUACUUUUCUGCACGUAAUAAGAUGAUACAGAAAAAUAGGAUAUUAGACCCCAUUUCAUUUUCAUUAUUUCUGCACUUCAAAUUCUGCCAUUAAUCCAUUUAGGCUGUGGUAUAUAUAUGUUGCUCCUUAUAGACUGGGUUUCAUUUAACUUGUUAGAUGUAAUAUUUAAAAAUAAUUUAAAUAGUAGUUAGUAUUACAUAUGUAUUUGUGCCAUUAUUUAAAAAAAAAACGGACAGUAAGUAAUUUUUAUUUAAACUUUUAUUCUAUUCAUUUAGAUUAAUUUAAUAAGUCAAUUAAUUGCCAUCGCAAUCUAGUUAAUGAACAGAUUAAAAUGUAUUAAUGCACUUGUCUUGCCAAUGGAAUUAUCUGUUUCUAAUCUGUACAAUAAAUGUUUUUUAAUAUAUUAUGGAGUGUCACAAAAUUUCCACGCUUGCGUUGAAACGAAGAACACGUAGAUAGAUCCUGAGAAACCCACCCACCUGAUGGGAUAAUAAAAUGUUGAUAUACUGGGUUGGCAAAAAAAAUGUUACCCACUCUGAGAAGGGCUGCAUGGAUUGAGCAUGUCAUUAAUUAUUGAACCGUGUUCAGAAAUAGUGACAAAAUAGACUAUUAGCAUCCAAUAAAAACUUCAUGCGUUUGUGACAUUUUUCUGAAAAAAAUAUUCACAUUUGGAAAAAGCAGUUUACAAUCAGAAUGGAUAACAUUUUUUGGGCCCACCCUGUAUUUUCAUUCAUGAUUUCAAUAAGAACUGAAAUUUAAUUUAUCAUUUCUAUCAGUGGUGUCAUUCAACCCACCCAGUGAGUUUGAACGCAAGUGUUGAGAUUUUGUGGCGGUCCAUUAAGGUUAUGGCUAUAUAGUACACUUAACUUAUUGUUUAGGUUUUGCGCACUUAAUUUAGCUUAAGUCAGAUUUUAUAUUUAAAUAUUAGAUUUUAGUAUCAAGGUUAGAAGUUGAUUAAAAGUAAAUAUGGUACAUAAAUAUUUUAAUAAUCAUAAGGGUUAAAAGUGAUCAACUUUAAAACACUAAAGUUUGACAGUAGCUAAAGGUAAAAACAGUAGAUGGCCUUGAGUCUGUAUUACUGUAGGUUCUAUUCAUUAUGCGGUUUUAUUAGAUCUAAAAGUUACCGGACUAAAAAUGUGGCUUGAAUGAGUUGAGUAUAAUAAAUACAACCCCCAAGGGCAGAGGACUUUUUACAGGUCCCAGGCUUGAUUGUAAAGCAGAACAUUGGUCAAAUUCGCAUAAGUAGCUGUCCAAACAAUAUUAUUGAUAUUAGUUUUAAGAUGAAAAUGGUUUCUUCAUUUCCUUAUUGCCCAUCAACAUCAUUCACUGUAAAAAUUCAUUUGUUUAUUUUGAUUUUAUUAAGAUAAUCUUUAAAUUUUGUUAGAAAUUUAUGAUUUUUUUAUCUGAUUUUGGUAAACAAGAAUUAAAUUAGCUGAUGUUAGGUACCGUAUAUUAGACGAUCUUGAGAUAUUAUAAAAUAGACUACAAUUUGUUGGCUUUUCAAUUUUGUCAUAGAUUUAGUUUGUAUAAAAUUGAUUCCAAUAUUUUUUAAGAUAAUUACCUACAUUUGAUGUAUAGAACUUUGUUUACGAAUUAUUGAAUUAAUUGUAUAAUUUAUUUUUUGGCUAAUAUUUAUUUGGGCGUAUAAAGUUGUUGAUGAUUGGGCUAUGCCUUAACAACACCUGAAACUGAAAUUGUAUGUUUUUGCGCCCGUGUCAUUAGUGAUUGCAAAAUCUGUCCACCAAUUUUUUUUAACACUGAUGUGAACUGUUUGUACUAUGCGAGUGAUGGAAUGAUUCUAAUCCUAGCUAGUGUACUUUGUCCCUAGGCAUGUACAUAGAGCUUUACUGAUGCUUAGGACCAACCCAUUGAUAAGAAAGAAAGAUAUUUUAAAUUUAUCCAAAUUCAGUAUGGCAGCCUGUAAACAAAGUACAUGCAUCAAAUUUUAAUUUCAUUUUUUGAUUGGAUGCUACAUUGAAAUGGAAGCAUGCCUACGUGCCUCUGAGUUAGUCCAAUGAUAAUGUUGUAAAUCUGUAACAAUAAUGGCCUAUAUAGAAAAUGUUUGGUUCACAAUUUAUUUCAUCUAGGCAUUGAUCACCUUUAUUUUAUGUUUAUCUUUAACUUGUCAAAAUAUUUUAUAGGUGACUUCAUUAACAAUUUUGUUGUUUUAUUUUACCCUAUGAUUCAUUUAUAAAUUGAAACCCGGUUAUUAUCUCUCAAAUCAUGUUUCCAUAGUAACCAUGUCUCAAUCCCCACGAGAUUUGUAUAUGAUGUCAUUUCCUGUUUAAAGAUUGAUGUGUAUGAUGUCAUUUCCCACUUAAAGAUUGAUAUGUAUGAUGUCAUUUUCUGUUUUAAGAUUGAUAUAUAAAUAUACAUACAUGUAUGAUGUCAUUUCCUGGUUAUAAGUGUCUCUAUAUUUAACAAUAAUAACAUUGAAAAAUAAAUUAAUAUAUACAUACAAUU
Patella vulgata (common limpet) is the source of this 9241-nucleotide messenger RNA. RefSeq names its product Kruppel-like factor 3. Bases 830 to 1930 code for a protein of 366 amino acids. Gene Ontology annotation, molecular function: DNA-binding transcription factor activity, RNA polymerase II-specific; RNA polymerase II cis-regulatory region sequence-specific DNA binding. NCBI's taxonomy places the organism in Eukaryota, Metazoa, Mollusca, Gastropoda, Patellidae. Gene Ontology annotation, biological process: regulation of transcription by RNA polymerase II. The record is from RefSeq and is a predicted model, not a curated record. The transcript has 7 exons.